Messenger RNA from Ramularia collo-cygni, 441 nucleotides. RefSeq lists its product as uncharacterized. The coding region runs from base 1 to 441 and encodes 146 amino acids. The transcript has a single exon. The record is from RefSeq and is a predicted model, not a curated record. NCBI's taxonomy places the organism in Eukaryota, Fungi, Ascomycota, Dothideomycetes, Mycosphaerellales, Mycosphaerellaceae.
AUGCYUGCCAUCCCGCCAAAUGACGAGUUUCCCCGGGCUCAUGCCGGCUUCAGCGGGCAGGCAUACUCCGUACGUACACCUUUGCUGUCACAUCGCGCGUCUACCGCAAUUGUGCCAGAAGAAAAAUACCAAUCACACGGCCUGCGUGUCAGUGGGGUUUUUACCCUCUCUGCCUUGUGGCCUCUCGAGCGGGACCUGUCUGCAGAGUGCAAACGCGGAACAUUCGAUGAGGCUGCAAUGCGUGAACUGCUCGGAGUCAAGACCGCUUCCGGCGGCGGGAAACACGCAAAGCCCGAUCAACCUUCCCACGGCCCACGGGCAGUUCGUCCUACUUUACUCCGUAAGGUAUACCCCAGCACCCGCCUCGCUUAUACCUACGCUUGCAACAGAAACGCCGAAUUUUCCAAUGAUGUCACUCUGAUCUGCUUCAUGGCUGUUUAG